Messenger RNA from Guyanagaster necrorhizus, 348 nucleotides. RefSeq names its product guanine-specific ribonuclease N1 and T1. The transcript is spliced from 4 exons. NCBI's taxonomy places the organism in Eukaryota, Fungi, Basidiomycota, Agaricomycetes, Agaricales, Physalacriaceae. Bases 1 to 348 code for a protein of 115 amino acids. The record is from RefSeq and is a predicted model, not a curated record. Gene Ontology annotation, molecular function: RNA endonuclease activity; RNA binding.
AUGUCCGCCCUUACGCGACACGCGUGGCCAUCUGGCUCCGUUACUUGCGGUAGCAACACCUACAGCGUUUCCGCCGUCAAAAAGGCUGUAUCACACGGAUACUCCCUGGUCGACGACCCAAUUGGGAGCGACAGCUACCCUCAUGCGUUCCACGACUAUGAAGGUCUUGACAUGUGGUGCUCUGGCGAGUCGACUUACAAUGAGUUCCCCAUCCUCAAGAGUGGGCUGUAUGAUGGCGGCUCUCCAGGUGCAGACCGGGUAGUUUUCUCUGAUAAUGGUGUUUAUUGCGCUGUCAUCACGCACACCGGAGCUUCUGGAGAUGACUUCGUCUCAUGCGAUGGAGAUUGA